This is a messenger RNA of Suillus discolor, 944 nucleotides long. RefSeq lists its product as uncharacterized. The record is from RefSeq and is a predicted model, not a curated record. Lineage: Eukaryota; Fungi; Basidiomycota; Agaricomycetes; Boletales; Suillaceae. The transcript has 4 exons. The coding region runs from base 77 to 544 and encodes 155 amino acids.
GACAGUGCCCCCCUGCUUAUGCGCCGCAGUGCGCAGCUUUCGAACUCGUACAAAAGCCACGUAGCGGACCUUAUCGAUGAUAAUCGAUCCUCAGUUAAAAAUGGUAAUCAAGCAUAGUGCAGAAUCUGCAGAUAGCCCACCUUCCUACGACUAUGUCGCAGCUCAGGCUACUUCAAAUGUUGGAGAACAACAACCACCUUUGAUGAAUGACAAGAAUGCGAACCAACAAGUGCAGCUGCCUUCAAUACCUCCUCACACUGUGAUGGCUGUUCACUCUCGUCCUGCGCCUCUGGUGCAGCAACCCAUAGUCUACCAUUAUCAGAAUCCCUUGACUGGCGAGCGCAUCGCCUCGCUACUGCCCCCAGACCACCCAGAAAUGAUAUGUUUGCAACAAGGGGCACAUGUCAACGAAACCAAGUUUGGCAUUCUAGGAAUUUUGGCUGCAAUCGUUUGGUUCCCGUUGGGCAUUGGCCUUUGCCUUCUUGACCGGAGGGUCAAGUGCAAGCGCUGCGGGGCGGUCAUAGACAACGGUAUUUGUGGUUAAUCAGUAUUGCAUUCCUUCAGUCUUCUUCCUUCAUGUUCUUUGGACGCCUGCAACGCACAGUCAUGUUCUCCUUGUUAUUCAACGUUUUCAUCUCUAUAUCCCCGAUUUCCGCAGUGUUCCUAACUUAAUGUAUAGCUGUAGUAUCUAAAUUACAAUUUGACGGACAGAUAUGCAUUAGAUACCAAUUCCAACUUUUCUAAACAAGUAGAUGAUGGGAGCCUAUCGUUGGUACUGCAAUUCUUCUGACGACAGGGCCUGAAGGUCAUUGCCACAGCAUCAAGUUGGACUAGCUUCUAGACAUAAUAUUGAUCACGAUGUUCACCUUCCUAGCUACAUCCUUUAAGGCAUGCGACCACAGGCCUGUAUAGUGCUUGCGUCUUCGAGACUUUGAAAUUUAAAC